Apis mellifera (honey bee) is the source of this 2015-nucleotide messenger RNA. RefSeq names its product histidine-rich glycoprotein-like. Bases 1 to 1731 code for a protein of 576 amino acids. The transcript has 2 exons. The record is from RefSeq and is a predicted model, not a curated record. Lineage: Eukaryota; Metazoa; Arthropoda; Insecta; Hymenoptera; Apidae.
AUGGCGACGUUGGCGUGGUUUCUAGCGGCAGCUCUGCUAUUGACAGCGGCGGCUGGCCGAAAUUUAAAACCGCAAGAGGAUCGGACGAAACUGUCGGAUCCCGUCAGGGUUCCGCGACGAGUGGAACCCAGCGUCCCAGUGUCGUUGCUGCGCGACGAUUCAGAGAUCCCGCGACAACAACUUUCCAACAUCAACGCUCGCAAACAUCCAUGGAAACGGCAAUUGCCCGUUCCGAUCGGGGCCAAUUUCCACUCGUUCGCGUUCAACGGCCAACCUCGCGCGCCCUUGCGCACAGCCACCUUCGACCCCACCACCAACACCACCACCAUCGUAGCUCGAAUCGGCGAGGCCGCGAACCGGAUCGAGCCACGAAUCUCGUCCGGAUCGUCUCACGUGGUCUUCGCCGCGCCUCGGAGGAGCCACGGUUUCGAGCACUCGUUCCACCACCACGGCCACCAUCACUCCCAUCAUCACGAGCAUCGUGGCAAGCACAAGCACGAGCACGGUCACAAGCAUCACGCCGAGCACGAGCACAAGCACGGCCACGAUCACCACGCCGAGCACAAGCAUCACGAGGAGCACAAGCAUCACCACGGCCACCAUCACCAUCACGGCCACGAGCAUCACCACGGCCACAAGCACCAGCACGGCCACGAGCACAAGCACGAGCACGGUCACAAGCACGAGCACGAGCACGGGCACGAGCACAAGCAUCACGGGGAACACCAUCAUCACCACGGGCAUCAGCAUCACUCGAAGCACGAGCAUCACGAGGAGCACAAGCACCACGCCGAGCAUCACCACCAUCACAAGCACCACCAUCACAACGAGCAUCACCACCACCACGAGCAUCACCACGUCAACGAGCAUCACCACCACCAUAGCCACAAGGAGACCGAGAACCACCACCACCACCACGGCCACGAUCACCAGGAGCAUCACAAACACGGCCACAAGGAGGAGCACAAGCACCACCACGGGCACGAGCACAAGCACGGCCACCACGAGGAUCACCAUCACGCUCACCACCAGGAUCAUCACCACAAACACGGCCACGAGCACAAGCACCACCACCAUCAGGACCAUCGUCACAAGCACGGGCACGAGCACAAGCACGGGCAUCACGAGGAACACCAUCACGGGCAUCACGAGGAUCACAAGCACAGCCAUCACGAGGAGCACGAGCACAAGCACGGGCACGAGCACAAGCACGGUCACAAGGAGGAGCAUCACCACGGGCACCACGAGGACCACCAUCACUCCCAUCACCAGGAUCACAAGCAUCACCACCACGAGGAGCACAAGCACGGGCACGAGCACAAGGAGGAGCACAAGCACGGCCACGAGCACAAACACCACCACGAUCAUCACGAGGGGCACCAUCAUCACGAACACCACAAACACCACGCGUCUCACGAGCACAAGCACGGCCAUUCGCACGAGGAACAUCACAAGCACUUGGACGAGCACAGCCACGAGCAUCGGCACGAGAAUGGCCACAAACACGCGGAACACCAUCUCCACUCCGGUUACGAGCAACACGGCCACUACAGGCAGGGAUUGGGCCAUUUCUUCGAAGCCUCGCACAAUCACGAGGAGUACGUGCUUCCGGAGGAGGGCGAGACGAUGGUGGUAACGCCCCAGGUCGAGGAUAUCCUUAAAAUUAAGAAGGAAACGGAAGAAGCGGAGAGUACGACCGAGCAAGCUACGACGUCGGAUGAUCGAGCUUAAAUCGUUUCGAGAACGAUUCCCUCCGAUACUUUAAUCGUUCCUGCGAAUUGUUUCUUGUCUUAGCCUCCAGUUAUACCUUUGUUGACACCUUUACGAAAUACAAAGUUUACACGAGUUUAUGAUUGCCUUCUCCCUUCCAUUAAACCGUGACCGGUUUCGACCGGAGACGGAAGUUCGAUGGAUACUCGACUACGCUCCGUUUCUCGUUUUCGAAACUACAAUAACGUUUAAACUUCGGUCUCAAGAUACUCGAGCCUUCGUCUCCAACUGGAUAUCUUUCCCAC